CUCGCAGUUAGGAGGUCGAAAGCAUCGUCAACAAAAACUAAAUCUGCUACACGGGCUUGACGCCGCCACAGCAGCUGAAGAAACACAUGAGACCAUAGGGACCAUUUGAUACCAUGUUUGUCCCAGGGAACCCCAUCUGAGAAUAUUUUUAUUGCAGUUUGUGGAAACCCAAACGAGCAUCCAGGUAUGGCUUCAAGCGACGAGGGCAGCACAGACGGACAUACCUUCCGUGGUGACGCAAGAUAUUUAGGAUCUCUGCUCAGGGGGAAAAGUUUCUCAGUUCCUCACUACCGCCUGGUCAUCCUGUGUCUGGGGCUGCUGGACAUUAUUCUGCUGUUGGCUGCCCUCGUCAUAGGGGUUUACUGUGGCACACUCAAUGAGAUACAUGUUCCCGAGCACAGCCCUCACUGGUCAGCCUUCAGUGAGCUGAAGGAGCUUCAGUUCAUACAGAAGGAAGCGAUCAACGCCAAGGUGGAGGCCCAGCAAGCGUUAGAGAAAGCCAUCAGCCAGCGCCGGCAGCAGAUCCUGCAGUUAGAGGUUCAGGGCUUGCUUAACGACGGCCUGCAGAACCAGAUCGAGCAGCUGCGAGCAGAGAAGACAAAACUGAUGUCCAAUAUGUCCAGUUUCCAGGAGAGUUGCGGUCGUUGCCCGUCAGGAUGGUUUCUGUUACGCACAUCCUGCUACUUCCAUGCCAAAGUGGCAUCCUUUCCCAAAAAGAGCUGGGCGGACAGCAGAGCGGACUGCAUCAGUCGAGGAGCCGACCUGGUGAAGAUUGAUAAUUGGGAGGAACAGAUAACUCUGUUUGAGUACUUACCGACUGCUUCCAGUCAGCCCCGGUCGUCCAUAAAAGAUGGAAUCUGGAUCGGCCUCACUCACACACGGGGGAAUUGGGUGUGGGUGAAUAAUGUGACUCAGGUGGAUCCAGGGUUCUGGAUAGAUGGUGAGCCUAACAACCUAAGCCUGGGUGAGGACUGUGUAGCCAUUUACAACAGAGGCAACCCAAGGAGGACCUGGUUUGAUGAAAACUGCACCCAAAACGCUUUCGAAUGGUUAUGUGAAAAGGAACUCAGUUAGCUCUGGAGGUCAUGGCAGCAUUUCCUGUGUUUUGGUCUCCACGAGGAAGUAGCGUACAUAAUGUCAGAUAUAUAAUGAGAUGGCAAUAACCUGGACAUCAUCUGUUCUGUUUUUAAGUAACUUAGCUCAAUAAUAAAUGCAUACAAUAUAUGGAGACAACAAUGAGUCUUUAAUUUAUUGUGUGUGUGCUAUUGUAGAAAAAUGAACUCUCUUUAAUUUUACAUCUUGGAAACAAGUGUGUAUUUAAUGGUGACUUCAUGGUGCACCAGUAGGCAUCUGUCCCUUCAUCCCUUCCAUC
Molecule: messenger RNA, 1372 nt
Organism: Myripristis murdjan (pinecone soldierfish)
Lineage: Eukaryota; Metazoa; Chordata; Actinopteri; Holocentriformes; Holocentridae
Product: C-type lectin domain family 12 member B-like
Exons: 8
Coding region: 187-1074 (295 amino acids)
Source: RefSeq, a predicted model, not a curated record